AUUGUAAUGAAUAAAUAUUUUUUUCUAUAGUGUUGUUCAGUCAUCGUUAAUCGGUCUGUUAAAGCAUCACUGAUAAACUUUAUGGCGUCAGCUCUGGGAUACAUAGUGUCUAAUGACAAAUUAUUUAUUGAUUCGGUACAUGGCGUGAUCACAAGCCAGCACGCUCAGCGCUGCUCGUGAAGUAUCAGACGACGUUGCUCCUUCCACCAAUAUCUCAACUACCCUGUUCCAGUCCUUAACCUCAUAAGUGUGAAAAAAAUACAGUGAAAUAAAAUAUUAUAAUUUUUUUAAAUACUAUCUGCACAGAUUUAAAAUGGCACAAAAUAAGGAGUCGGCAACUGUUCUUGAUAAAGGCGUCUACAUAAUACACACCGAAGAAAAACUAAAAACAUCUGACUUCUCACCAAGUUUUAGCACUGACAAGAGUGUGAUUGUUCAAAAUAAUGAAAAGAAAAAGAAAAUUAAGUGGAAAACCAUAGUGACUCCUACGUGUGUUCAUUAUUAUACUUUGACUAUAUUAGGCUUAAUAUCAUGGGGUUUUUUAUGGUCUGCUUGGGGCGACGGAUGGAAAUACAACGGCGAAUGGUUCAGACUCGGUGUGAUCGUGGUGAUAGCUUGGGCCAGUGGACAGAUUCUAAACAGUGUGACAACUCUACCACCUCUGUUAGCGGCGCUUUUGACUGGAAUACUUGCUCGUCACUUGGAUUACCUGGACAUGAGAAUGUUUCCUCACGUCGAUGGUUUUUUGAGAAAAAUUUACCCAGUAAUCAUUCUGGGCAAAUCGUCGUUGGCGUGGGAUACGAACUUCAUGAAGCGAAACUGGCGUCAAGUCGCAUCACUCGGAACCUUACCUUGGAUUGCUGAAGUGGCCACGCUAACCGUCUGCACCCGGUUUCUCCUGGAUUUACCUUGGGUAUGGGGAGUGCUACUGGGAUCGAUCUACGCUUCGCUGUCGUGCGCGGUGGUGAUGCCGGCGGUGCUGCGGAGUGGGGUCAGCCCCGACAGGACGCACAACUGGCCCCAACUAGUGUGCACAGCCGGCGGGACCGACACGGCGCUCAGCGUCGGCGUUUACGGCAUCGUCUUUAGCUACAUUUUCAGCGAUGUCGAUGAUACCUACCGCUAUAUCAAAGUCGGGUUGACGCUGUUCGUGGGCGUAGCGCUGGGAGUCGCCUGGGGCAGCCUGGCGGGCCUGGUGCCGCACUCACACGACUAUUACGUCACGGAGUUACGAGUUUUAUUCGUACUGCUUGGCGGCAUGUUCGCAAACUUCUUCACCCUAUACUUGGGAUGGGGCGGCACUGCUGGUGUAGCAGUUUUGGCGUGCAACGCGACUGCGGCGACGCAUUGGGCGCGCGACGGCUGGAAGCUAAAUAACAAUCCCGCUUCGACGGUAUAUCGGGUGUUGUGGUCCGCUUUGGAACCUGCUCUCUUCGCUUUCACGGGAACAUACUUUGUGAUUUCGAACGCAAUGUCCCAGAUAUUACUCAUCGGCUUGGGGAUUCUUUUGAUCUGUUUGACGAUUAGAUUGACAGUAGCCACUGUAGUGUGUUGGGGCAUGACGUUUAGAGAGAAAGUGUUUAUCUGCUGCACGUGGACGCCUAAAUCCAUUGUUGAGGCGGUUUUGUGCCCACUGGCAAUAAAUACAUUAAUAUUAAGAGGCGAUCAUAGCACAAAAGACAUGGAGUAUGCCGAACAAUUAGUGAAACUAAUCGUGCCAGCUAUUUUAAUAACGACGCCUAUCGGAUCCGUGCUCACGAACUAUUUAGCGCCAAUUUUGCUAAAGGACGUACAGAAAAAACAUCGAAAUGAAAGCGAAGCUUAAGCUCCAGCGACCCCAGAAUAGGUUUCUACACGUAUACAAUAAAUAUUUAUUAUAGCCUAAGUCGUAAAUAUAAUAUUGCUCAAAUGAAACAGUAUUCGAUGAACACGAUGCAAUAUUUGUAGUGGAAUACAAAUAUGCUUUAAAAUUUAUAGGAGGCAGGCGUUCUGGGCAUCGGAGUUAUGAUAUAGAAUAGUACGAUGUUCAUUUAACAAUAAAAACUGUAAUGUCUCAAUUACAAAUGUUUGUAAAAUUAGUGUUUCGUAUAAAAUGUUUAACGAGCGGCUAUAAUACUUGCUACUGAGUUUAUCUUCGAAGAAUUCAUUGUGUCAAUUAACUUCGUGAUAAAUAUGUCGCCGUUUAUUAGAUGGUCACUGAAUAUGUAGUCAGCCACAACAGUAGCUGAUCAAAUUCAAAACUUCAUACCGCUAAUAACGUAAAGUUUAGUUGAAAACUUUUUUCUUUGCGUGAAAAAAUCCCUAUUAUUUUAUUUAAAAAAAAUGUUGGUGCGAACAUGAAAGUGGGUAGCGUUUGGCAAUUUUUAAUUUGUUUAGUUACUUUUGUUGCUGACUGUACUACAUGAGAAUAAACAGCGAGUCGCAUGGGCUAUCACAACCGACAAAUUAAAACGUUGACAAUUUUGCAGAGUCAUAUAGGUAUAUAAUAUAAUUUUAUAACUUCAACUGUUUCGGUGGCGUAGUUGUAAUCGUACACGGUGCGAGUAUAACUACCGCGCUGAGAACUUGGAUUCGAAUCCCAGAUAAGGUAAAAUAGUUGUGACUGAGGUUUUCCAUCUUAAAAUUACUCACUCGCAGCUCGGAGAUUUUGGCGAUAUGACACCUCCGGACUAUAAGAGUGAAGGAACAGAGAGUGCACCUGUGUAUUGCACACACACUUGUGCAGUAUGAUGUCUCCUGUGUACCUGGCUGAUCCGAUGAGAAUGGCCGCCGUGGGCAAAGUUCAAUGAGGAAGAAAUCUUAACAUAAUUUUAUUAGCGAAUUAUAAUAGAGCAUAAAAAUAAUUUCUAAAUUAUUAUUAUUAUGAAUAUUUUUAAAUAAACGUUUUAAUACGGUGCAGCAAAUAUUAAUUAAGAAAUAUUUUUUAUGCCAAUGUAAAAUAUGUGGAAGGGACGAAAUAUAUAACCUAAAAUGUAUUUUUUGAAGUUAUACUUCUCUUGAUUAAGAUAUAUUUUAUUACGAUACGCGCGCACACCGUCACAAAAAACUGACACCAUGAAAUUAUAUUAUUAUUUAAUAUGUAAUAAGUGUACAAUUUUUUUUAUAAUAGAUACUAUUAAUAAUUAUUAAAGUUAGGAAAAAAAUAUUUAACUAAAUAAUGCAUUAUAAUAAAACUGUCUUUCAAUGUAUUCAGUACCUUUUUUUCUGUUAUAAGUGUCGUUUUCUCUAUAAAAAUAUGAUAACGCGAAGGAUAAAAUUUUUAGAAAGAUUUUUAUCUUAUUACACUAAAAAAGUAUAACUUCUUACGUACACACACGUUUUUUAUUUUAAGUUCCCCUAAAAUAAAAUGUAAUGUAUUCGGUAAUCAGUAUCAGCUGAGCUAAUAUUGAACGUAGUUAAAUCUUAUUUUACUAGACUAAUUUAUAAAUGGAAAUGUUCGUAAAAAUGUUUGUUGCUUUUUUCUUACUAAUAUUAUAAGUGUGAAUAUUAGGGAAAAUGUUUGCAUGUUUGUAUGUUUUUUAGAAGUAAACUCAAAAACCGCUGAACAGAUUUAGAUGUAAUCUGGUACACAGAUAGACCUUGUACUGGAUUAACACAAUAUAGGCUACUUUUAUCGGCUAAUUUGCUCCCGUGAAAAAUAUUUUAAGAUUUUUGUAAAAUACUCGAAGUAUGCUCGAUAGAUGCUUAUAGCCUAAAUUAAAAAGUAACCAAUAUUUAAACCCAAAGGACUCAAAUAGAUACUAAACUCACAGAAUGAUCCUGUAUAUAAAACUCCAGCAAUGACUUUAACAUUAUUUAUAUUACAAGCACAUCGCACGUACUAUCAAAACAU
Manduca sexta (tobacco hornworm) is the source of this 3832-nucleotide messenger RNA. RefSeq names its product sodium/hydrogen exchanger 9B2. NCBI's taxonomy places the organism in Eukaryota, Metazoa, Arthropoda, Insecta, Lepidoptera, Sphingidae. The transcript is spliced from 11 exons. Bases 314 to 1825 code for a protein of 503 amino acids. The record is from RefSeq and is a predicted model, not a curated record.